Molecule: messenger RNA, 6028 nt
Organism: Spodoptera frugiperda (fall armyworm)
Lineage: Eukaryota; Metazoa; Arthropoda; Insecta; Lepidoptera; Noctuidae
Product: neuroglobin
Exons: 5
Coding region: 515-1090 (191 amino acids)
Molecular function (GO): oxygen binding; heme binding
Source: RefSeq, a predicted model, not a curated record
AUUUCAGUAAGUCGCCACCUCGCGGCCGCGCCGCGCGUGUUGUAACUGUGUUUGUUCAUUCAGUGAAGUGCUACUUGGAUUAAAUUAUAACAUCUUUGAAAAUAUAUUACUGGUGUUAUAACGGAUUGUGUUCAAAAGAUGACAAUGUAGCUGAUGUUCGCGUGCUAUGCUGAUAAGAUAAGAUAAUAAGAUGUGACAAGGGCACAUGAUAGUGUUCAGAGUAAAGCGAUGUGGACACAAGAACGGUCCUAUAGUGAAAUAUUUAACGAAAUAACAAAUAUAACAAAGACUACUAACUAAAAUAAAUAACAAAUAACAUGAUCACAUGACAUUCUCGUGUGUAGAUUAAAAAAUAUAUCGUGCCAGUGUUUAAAAUAUUCGAAUAAAGAACUAUGUGUAAAAUAGUGUUGUGAAAAAUGAAAUACGCAUUCGAAAUUUGAUAAUGACAAAACAGCUGUGAGGCAAAAGCCGUUAUUUUGUGGAAAGUGUAAUGGUGUAUUAGUGUUUGUGAAAAAUGGGUUGCCAGUUGGGUAAACUAGCGGCGUCGGAGAGGCGUGGCAACAACGCAGGGCCGGCUAUUAGUGAUGGGCCACCGCCGGCCACGGACCCUCGACUCCCAUUGACAGCGAAGCAGAAAUACUCGAUGCUCGCAUCGUGGAAGGGCAUCUCUAGAGCUAUGGAGAAGACUGGCAUCUGUAUGUUUAUAAAAUUAUUCGAGGAAAACCAAGAUCUACUAAACAUGUUUGAAAAAUUCCGCCAAUGCCGGACGAAGGAGGAACAAAUCAACUCCAUGGAGCUUGCAGAACACGCCAACAAUGUGAUGAACACCUUGGAUGAAGGUAUCAAGGGUCUGGAUGACCUGGACAACUUCUUCGGCUAUAUACACCAAGUUGGGGCUAGCCACAGAAGAAUACCUGGAUUCAAGGUCGAAUAUUUUUGGAAAAUCGAAGCACCGUUCCUAGCAGCUGUGGAGUCGACCUUGGGCGACCGUUACACACCCAACGUGGAGAAUAUCUACAAAAUUACCAUCAAGUUUAUACUAGAAACACUCAUAGAAGGAUAUGAGGCUGCUGGCAAGCAUCCUACGUGAGCUCAGCUAUGUACAGAAACAAAAUAAAAAACAAAAGUGAACUGAGCGCUUGAAGGAAAAACACAAGUCAGUUUUAACGAAAAUAAAAAAAAAACGACUAGCAGCCGCCAUGUUGAAAAUUUUAAAUUGGAACCACCAUUCCAAAUUCGAAGCUAAAACGCCACUAUCAAAAAUUAAUGUCAAUUUAAAACGAGAUUUUAAAAAGUGAAGUGUACAGACGUUUACAAAAUGCAUCGUGAAUUAUGUGUAUAAUGUGAAUAAUUCUAUAAUUGUGUAUAGUUGUCACUGUUCUUUUUCGCUCGUCUGUAUUUAGACUGGUAAAUUAAUUGGGACUAACUGUUCAGUACGGGAACAUAACUGAGUAUUAGAGCGCUUUUUCGAAUAGCAAAAUAAUUUUAAUAUAGGAACAAGAUGUAGAUAAAAUAGUAAAAAAUAUGUGUGUUAAAUUAAGGAAUUUUAAACCAAAUAACUUUUUUAAAUGUCGCAAAACGCUUGUUAGUACUAAUUUAAUGUUAAAUAAUUAUUUAUUUAUAAUGAUAUUCUUCUUGACGUCCUUACUGUUGGCUGGACCAACCGUCGUAUGUUUUAUUGUUUAAACAAUUAAUAAUUCGGCAUAAUUACUGUUAAAUUGCGUCUUCCGUGCGUGAAUGUUGUAAUACUUAGACUAAGUAUUAAGUUAAAUAAUUUUAAAACUGUUAUAUAAUUUAACCGAAAAUGUUAUAUAUGUUAUAAUCACACGGAAGAUUUUGUUUAAAUUAUAUUUAAAUUUCCAAAGUGAAAAUGAAGCACAUUACAGUCUAAUAUCUACUAGUGUAUCAACUUUUAAUAUUUUUUUACUAAUUAUUAUAAUCUCUAUAGAAUAUGUCUUAUAAGCACAAAAACUGAACAACAUAUUAUAAAGUACCACUCUAUGAAAUAUAUUUUCUGAAACUAUCUUAUAAAAGUACCUUCUAGUACUUGAAAUGUUCGUUUAUAUAAAUUUCAUAUGAAUGUAUAAAUAAAUAAAACUUGUAAUUCUCCGGAAUGUAUAAGUCGUCAUCUUUUUUAUAAAAAUUUGAAUAUUUCCGUUGAAAUGUUUAAAAAACUUCGGCAUUUAUUCGUGUUGGUAGUCAAUUCUGUACUGAAAUAAUUCUACAUGAAAACUUUUCCUUGUAAACUUCAUUAGAUUUGUCCGUUUUAUUUCAACUUGGAUAUUCAUAAUUCACAAAUAUGACAAAUGGUGAAUUCUGACUUCUAUUGUCUAAAACAAAAAAAAAACCUGUGGGUGAUUGGGAUAUGGGCGAUAUAAUAUUUUGGACGUUGUAAAAAACAGUUUAAUUUUUUUAGCAUUCUCAUUUUAAAAAUAUCUCUUAAAUCAUACGUAUUGUAAAUUGUAAUACAGUUCAAACCAACGAAUUAAUACGAAGGGUUUUUUACCAUCUAUAAUAUUAUCAAGGGAAAUUAUUCUAUAAAGGUAAAGGUACACAGCUUGCGGCAAAUACACUAAUUAGGGAUGAUAUUCGUUGGUUGUACAUGACGUAUCAUUAUGUUCACGUACUUAAUUACAUAGAACAAUGUAAAGCACGCUACCUCAUUAUGUAUUUCGAGUACAUAUGUGAAUUUUGAGGUUGUAAUGGAAAGAUAUACAUAAUGAUAGGAACAUUUCUAGACCGGGAAUCUUAAGGUACAAGUUGGAAGCGGGCGACAUGAGGCGGCAGACAACGUGUUGUUGCUUCAUGUUGGCACGAUAAGUCGUUACGAUUUAUCGGUAUAGUGAUGCUGAACACACACACACACACACAGCUUGCGUUACUUAACACUGCAGGAUUACCACGAAUGCUUUGGUGAACUUACCUUGGUAAUAUGGAGUCGAACAUCAUCAUCAUCAUUAUGAAAACUAUAAUUUUAUUACAACUUUCGUGAGACCUCCUCGUCAAACAAUUAUGUGAGUAAGUCGAUAACAUAAUAAUUAAUUAUCAAAACUACUAACAAUCCAAUACUCUUCCACAUAUCUAGGUAAUGGCUACCUCUACAUACAUAACAAACCAGGAUAUCGACACAAAUACAGUUCCAAAAUUAAUAUUCACAAUACAAAUUAGACCCAACUACGAGUAAUAAUUACCUAACAUAAUUAGGCUAUAUUAAAUUAUGUUGGAACGCCCUUCCAUUAAUUGGUCCUCUACGAGUUGUAUUGGAUAUUCAAAGGUAAUAUGGCGUCUUGAUUUAUUUGAUUAGUCUCGGUAAUAAACAAGGCUUGUUACGAAAUUAUAGAUUUCAAUUUGGGAUUGGUGUUUAUUGAAUUUGAUUAAUUAUUCCAAUAUGAUAUUCCUUGGGUAUUCUAGAUGUCUUGGCACGUCUUGGGUAAAAUCUAUAACAUUUAAAUUAGUCGGCUUUUCUUACCUGACGCUCAAGAAUUUAAACUAAACUAACGAUUUCCACGGUUUUGCAUUCGUCGGAAAGGUUCUCGGGUUCCAUGGGGUUUAUAGCAAAGAAAAAUCAAAAAUUCUAGAGAAAAGCAGGAAAACAGAGAAAAUUUUUGGUGGCGAAAUUACUACCGUACUCAGAGUACUCAGAGUAACCGAAUUAAAAAGCUUUGCUUUUUAUUUUAAUUAUGACGUCGAAUAAACUACGCGCCGUGAUACGCAAAAAUACCUGCGCCUGAGUCUAUUUUGGCAGAAUACUUAUACAUAGACUCGCCAAAAUAAAUAUAAGCCGCAGAAUUGAGCAGAAUAUAGAUUAACCGUCUCUGUCUGAACUAUUUUGAUGAAAACAAAUAUACUCUUUCUACUAGAAGUAGUAAUCUAACAAAGUAAGAUCGGCUGCCGAACCACACAACUUUUUUUAAGGAGAGAAAUCCUUUCAAUUUCUCUUCCCGCCUUAGUUGAGGCAAAAGAGUAGCCCUUCCCACCUUGGGUGAGGUGAGACACUCGCUCUCACAAAACCCAUUAAAAAAAGGUAUCUGAACUGGAAGACGAUUUUAAUUAAGUUCAUCGACCUUCUGCGAGUAUAUGACACACAAUGUAAAGCUCAUUGUGUCUCACGCAGAUCAGGGGCCUUAGUCUGCUAUAAUCGACCAUUCUGAUACAAUUGUAAUAGCAAACUAAUUCCCCUGCACUCCAGCAUUCUACAGGUUAAAAGAUAUGAUGCGAAAGAUUCAUUUAAAAAUAGCAUCUAAAUAAAAUCGAUUUAGUCGCGAUACGACCACAAUUCGGUGGUCCGUCUAGACCUCAGGUCGCGUUGCGAUGCCCUCACGCAACGUUCAAGGCGCACCACUGAAUUGGUUUAUCAAUCUUGGUUAAUAAAACUAGUUAAAGACUUUUAUAUAUCUUAUUUUUUGUGUUUUAAUAGCGGAAUCAACAGAUUUGUUUAAAUAAAUCAUGCUUAUGAGUUACUUAAAAGGAUUUGUAUCGCGACUUUAUUGAUGGGCAUGCUUCAAACUUUACAAUAUGUAUGUACAAGCAAUCAAAGUAAUUGGGUUUCAUUGAAAAUAACAAAAGAAUACAAUUUGAAUAUCAUUAUUUUCAAUGAGAUACAUAAUUACUAUUAAAUAUCUAUAUCGCAAAAGAGCCAGAUUGAUCACACGAAUAAUCCCAUUUUGGUGAUUCAACCAAUUGCAUUUGGGAACUACCACAGAAGUUAGAUUUGUGCCCGAAAUUUUGAGACAAGCAGUAAUGGAUAAUUAUUAUUUAUAAAUGUGUACUUCUGCUUCUAAUAGCUCAGACGAGCAACUAUCGCGCAACUAAAAAUCGCUCGAUACACUCUUAAAACAAACACGUAAACAGUUAAACACACAUUUCAGCCUGUCUAACAUAUUCUCACUCCUCUCAAUAUUAUCUCGUUUGAAAGAAAACAAUCAAUUUCAUGCAAACAUACUAAGAUUUAUAUUAAAACCCGCCCACGGUUGUAGUUGUUUAAUUUUCGCACAAUAUAAACAAAGUUUAUCGCAUAUUAUAUAUGUAUACUAGCUUUUGCCCGCGACUUCGUCCGCGGAAAAUUUAAAAAUUUAGGGUUGUACUACCCCUAACAUUUAGGGGGAUGAAAAAUAGAUGUUGGCCGAUUCUCAUAGAUACCGGAUAAGCACAAAAAAUUUCAUCAAAAUCGGUCAAGCCGUUUCGGAGGAGUAUGGCAAAAGAAAACUGUGACACGAGAAUUUUAUAUAUUAGAUGUAUUUAUAUACCAUGGUUACUAUCUGGUAAGGUUAACAAAGAGUUUUGUUUCAUUGAUUACUUAAACUAUUCCUUAAUAACGAUUUUGUAUCGAAACAAUUAGUAAGGACUGAGUAACCAUUAAUUGACUCUGAAUACGGCUGUAAGCAGUGUAUCUUGUCUUUAUCUUCCUUGAAUUAAAUUACUAUACCCUUAAAGACCAAAGCUUUGAAUUGUUGAUGCGUUUAUAAGAAAAAAUCCUACUUACUACUCAAGGUUCUACUAUUAUUGAACAGUUUGCCACGGCUCGACCGGAGCGAUAUCAAGGCCUCACAGAAAACCGACGUGAAACAACGCUUGCGUUGUGUUUUGUUGUGUGAGUGAGGUUACCGGAGGCUCCUUCCCAAUCCCCGAUUCCCCAACAAUGCUUAAAUUCCUAACCCCCAAAAGUUCAGCAACGAACUUGUAACGCCUCUGGUGUUUCGGGUGUCCAUGGGCGGCGGCGAUUGCUUACCAUCAGGUGAUCCGUCUACUCCGGUUUAUACCAUAAAAACAAAUUUAUUAAAGUACCAAGUUGAAAUAAAACUACAAAUAUAUGAAAUGUCUUCUAAGUUACCUAUAAAUUGUUAUGAACCCAUUAUAAGUAUUGUAUGUACGAUCGUUAUUAUUGUAAUAAGUACUUAUAUAAAAGUAAAUAAGUUGUAUUUAUAAAUGAAUUUUGAAAUAAGCAAUGAAUGUGUUGUAUGUAAUAAAAUGUAUCAGGUCGAUGUAUUUAAGUGUUAAUUUGAUUUGAAAUAAAUAUUAUUUGAAAAUU